Pieris brassicae (large cabbage white) is the source of this 7510-nucleotide messenger RNA. It is a transcript of the gene Wdr62, whose product is annotated as mitogen-activated protein kinase-binding protein 1. The record is from RefSeq and is a predicted model, not a curated record. Bases 653 to 5062 code for a protein of 1469 amino acids. The transcript is spliced from 36 exons. Lineage: Eukaryota; Metazoa; Arthropoda; Insecta; Lepidoptera; Pieridae. Gene Ontology annotation, biological process: mitotic spindle organization; regulation of mitotic cell cycle. Gene Ontology annotation, molecular function: protein binding. Gene Ontology annotation, cellular component: mitotic spindle.
GGCGCCCACUGCCUAGUGGAUUUGUAAAUUUAUUAAAUAAUAAGAUCAGACUGUGAGUCGGGCUGCCGUAUUUUUCGAGGAGGGAAUUGCAUAAAACUCGUGAGAAUUGGGUGAAUGUAAGGUGUAAUGUGUAUUUUUUUUAGUGAAUACUGUGUACUGAUCACAUGUUGUGUUUGUUUAAGCAUUUUUGAAGAAAGGUUUGUCUCUUUGCCUGUAACGAAUUUUUCGGACUGACUGUGUUCAAUUGUGUUAUUAAAAAACGAAUUCGGUGACUAUUUGGUACUGCAGUGAGCGAGAUGGCAGAUCGUCGUCUAGUGGAAAUGCAGAGUUCUCCUAGCCUCCGUCGCGUUAGCGCAUUUUUGUCCUAAAUUUCAAUAAAAACAACCGUAAAUAAUUUAAAAUAGGGAAAUGAUGUGAUAGAAGCCGACCAUAGUGUUAUUUGUGAGUGAAAAAUACGUGAUUCCGUUCAUAAUAUGCUCAAGUGUUUAUUGCUCAAGACUGAAAUAGUUCCUUGAAAUGGCUAGUGAUUAUUUACGUCCAAAAAGUGAAUUGAAUAGUGAUUUAGUGUCGUAAAUAUUUGUGUUAAAAAUUGAUUGAUUCGUGUUAUUGAUAUUAGCGCCAUCUAUUGCGGGAUAGUGAUGUUAAGUUGACAAUGGAGGCCGGUUAUAUACCGGUGAGCGCUCCCGGCGCGGCACAAGUUCUACAGUCAGCCGUUAUGGCGCCACCGGCGAAUGUAGUUCGCGCGCCCGGUUUGAAACGCGGCAAAAUGGAGGAGGCCAUUUCUGAUCGGAUUAAGUUGGAGACUGUGUAUGGCUUGACAGUGAGCAGUAAUGCGGCACUGGACUGCGAUCCGAAUUCUGAACUAGUAGCAUAUCCAGCCGGAUGCACAGUAGUCCUCUACAAUGUACGCAAGAACAGGCAGGCUCACGUUUUGAACGCCUCACGUAAGAGUGUCACGUGUGUUGCCUUUUCACCCGAUGGACGUUACCUGGCAACGGGGGAGUGUGGCCACGCGCCGGCAGUCCGAGUUUGGGACCUACAGGAUCCCAUGGCGUCGGGUGCGGUACAAAUAGCUGAAUUUCCGGGUCACACGCAUGGAGUCAACUGUGUUGCAUUCUCAACGUCUUCCAAGUACCUGGUAUCAGUUGGUUCGCAGCAUGACAUGAUAGUGAAUGUAUGGGAUUGGAGAGCGAACCUCAAAUUAGCUAGCAAUAAGGUGUCAUCACGCGUGAAGGCUGUCAGUUUCUCAGAACAAGGGAAUUAUUUCGUGACAGUUGGCUUCAGACAUGUCAAAUUUUGGUUCCUCGAGUACUCAAGAAGUGCUAAGUUCAAAGAACCAGUUCCUCUCAUGGGUAGGUCUGCCAUCCUCGGAGAGCAGAAAGACAAUGAGUUUUGUGACGUCGUUUGUGGGAGAGGAGAAGCGGCAGAUAGCACAUAUGCCAUUACGAGGAGCGGUCUUCUAUGUGAAUUCAAUAGCCGGAGACUGCUUGACAAAUGGGUGGAAUUGAGGACAACGAGUGCAAAUUGUAUGGCGAUAGGAGCAAAUUAUAUAUUUGUUGGAUGUGCGGAGGGAAUUGUAAGGUGUUUUGCCCCGGAUUCCCUAAAAUACGUAACAACUUUACCAAGGACACAUUAUUUAGGGGUCGAUGUAUCACAGGGUGUUAAUAUCAACCAUAUGUUCAGUCAGCCAGCAAACGCAAAGUAUCCCGACGCAGUAGCGUUGACAUACGAUGAGAGGAACCACAAACUAACAUGCGUGUACAACGACCACAGUCUAUAUGUAUGGGAUGUACGAGAUAUUAAACGGGUCGGCAAAUCCCACUCAGCGCUAUACCACUCGGCAUGCAUUUGGGGCGUAGACAUGGUUGGGAUGGGGGGUCCUUUACCACCAGGAACAUUCCUGACGUGUUCCAGCGAUGACACAGUUAGACUAUGGCAUUUGAAACCGGAACCACCGAAUAUUUAUAGUAAUGAAUUAAACAAGGUAUUAUAUAUAGACCCAGAAUUGAAGUUCCUCAAGGAUGUAGAUCUCACGGCCACCAGCGAUCGCGAUAAAUCAAAGACCUAUGAUGAUAAGAUUGGAGUCAGAUGCGUACGGGUAUCCCCUUGCGGGCGUCACUUAGCAGCAGGAGACAGGGCUGGAAACAUUUGGAUCCAUAAUGUUAAUGGAAAUGGAACGCCGGCGCAUACAUUAGAGGCACAUGACGCUGAAGUCCUGUGUCUGGAGUACUCCGAACGACCAAGAUUGCUGGCUUCGGCCUCGCGAGAUCGGCUUAUACAUGUUUUCUUAGUUGAUAAGGGCUACCAAAUCCUCCAAACAUUGGACGAACACUCCUCUUCCAUAACAGCAGUUCGAUUUCUUAGUUCUGGCGGUGGCCUGCAGAUGGCGUCCUGUGGCGCGGAUAAGACUAUCCUGUUUAGACAAUUGAGUACGAUGCCAGAUGGCAGUUACCAAUUCGCUCGUGGACAAAAUGUAUCAGGCCGCACUACUUUGUACGACAUGGAGGUGGACGCUGGAGGAAGGCAUAUACUCACUGCUUGUCAGGAUCGUAACGUCAGAGUAUACAGCGCGUCUCACGGACGUCAUACGAAGACAUUCAGAGGCACAACCGCGGAAGACGGCACAUUGAUCAAGGUUGCAUUGGACAGUAGUGGUAUCUAUCUUGCAACGUCUAGUACGGAUAAAAUACUCAGUGUGUACGAUUACUACUCCGGCGAAUGUAUGGCUACUAUGUAUGGACACUCGGAGAUUGUUACUGGUCUUAGAUUUACCCCCGACUGCCAGCACUUAAUAUCGGCGAGUGGGGACGGAUGUAUAUUCGUAUGGCGAGUUCCACAUGACAUGGUUGUCACUAUGCGGGCGAGGCUGGCGCAGCAAGCAAUUCGGCAGGGGAGAAAAGCGCCAUCUAACGGUAUGUCAGGUUUGGAAAGCGAAACCGACUCGCAUUUGGGUUCACCGCCCAGGGAACUGACGGCUGACGACAAAUUUGCUGCGCCCGUUGUGCCCGACUAUACGUUAAGAAUAGGACGCUUACCUUCAUGGGCCAAGAAAAGUUUAGGAAAUGAGCUAACAGCACCGGAAACACCCCCAGAGCCACCUGCGAGAGGAAAAUGGGCUACUCGAAUACUACCCGCUAAUGAAAAACGAGGCGAUUCCGACGGUUCUAAGGAUAGUUCGCUAGAUAGCGGUACGGACACACGGUAUAUUGAGAAAAGAAGGGAACAGGGGGUAAAACAGAGGCCGAAAUCGCUCAACUUGUCGCAACUCCCCCGUGUUGAAGCUUUGUUCAGGAAUUUUGACCGUAACAUGAGAGCUACUUACGAUAUUUUGACGAUAUCUCCAAAAGCAGAGAAGGUAACAAUUAAUUUAACUAAAACAAGAACACAAGAGUCUCGAGUGCGACACCACACUGACGACUCGUCGCUUGGCAGUCUUAAGUUUGAGGAUCAAGAAUCGACAGAACACGAUGGUGAUGUUGAGGACAUUUCUGAUGGAGAGAGGACAUCUUCAUCAGAGAGAGGGAGACCCACCUACUACCCGGGAAACAAUGAUACGGAGACUCCUAGUGAAUUUAUGGUGACAGCAAUGGAUGAAACUGAGCUAAGGCAUUCAAUGCGUCGCUCGAAGCGUUGGACAGGCGAAACACCAAGACUGGACUUGCCUCCCGCUGCUUCUCUGAGUGGAUCGCCGCACGACUCUGACGAGGAUGAGGUGUCAACGCCAUCUGGUGAUAACGCGGAUCGUAAUCCACUUUCCGGUUCUUGUGAGUCCAUAGACACGGCCGGGAGAAGAGAAAAGUAUAUUAAAUCUGCGUUUGACAGUUUGAGUGGAGUGGACAUGGAUAAUGGUAACGCUGCGAACACGGGUCAUAAUUCAUUAUCGGCGAAACACUUAUCCCGCGGACCGACACUUAGGCCGGACCCUGAAGCCAUCAGAAAUAGAGAAGAAUUGCAGAGAAGGAUACAAGAGACUAGAAGGCAGUUGGAUAGUUUGGCGUACCGUUCAAAUCUAAAGUCGAGUCAGUCGACAACAGAUCUAUCGUAUAUUCCUGAAAAAGACGGCUCCAAUAGGAAUAGAUUAUCUAUAGGAUCACCUAGUAACUCUAGGAAUUACGCGCGCACGCAUCUGACGCCGGAAGCGAGUGAGACAGGUAUGCGUCGUGCUAUCUCACUGUCGGACCUCGCGGCCAAGCCAGUGCCGGCUCCCAGGACGCCGCAAGGUCCUUCAAAACCUGUGCCAUCAAAUGCAAACACCAGCAAAUCGCCCAGCGGCUUCGUCCGCCCUGCACCACGAUACACAAAAUCUAAUAUGACUAGGAGUAGCAGCGUUGGUGUAUUGAACCAGAGUGACUCUGAAUCGGAUCCUCAGCCGACUCGACAGCCCAGAGUCGGAGGUCUAAUGAGACCAACGAUAAGUUCUAUGAACAAGCAAGCACCUACAACCGCUAGGAGGCGUGGUCUAUCUAAUGCGUAUAGUACAGCGAACGUCGCUCGCUCAGAAUCAAGUUCUGAGGCUGAAGAACGGACAGAAACAAGACCAAGGGCCGCCUCGGUGGACAGGGCGUCUAGGAGACUGGGGGCCGGUCGCAGCGGCAGCGAGCGUGAUUUAUCAGCGAAGGCUCGAGAGGUGACGAAUCGGCUCACCUCUAACUCACGACAGAGGCCCAAGCAAGAGACUACUGAUAAUAAUGUGUCAUCAUCUCAGCUAUGUUCGGCUCUCACGGAACAGCUAACUAAGACGGCGAGUAAAGUCGUUCAGUUAUAUCGCACACUGCAGAGGGAACCAAAUGCUGCAGCCGAUAUCAGUGGACUCGAAGCAGCAAUCCUCGAGACACAGAAAGUCCUGCGCGGCGCUGUUCAAGGGGAACCGGACAAUAACAGACAAAGGAUUGACAAUCUUCUUUCAAAAGAAGGCGCCGCAACUGGCAACCCAGCAAUGACUCUCAUAGAGCAAUACUCGGAUAUCUUGCUCAACAUGAUGCAGAGCAAAAUGGUGAACCAGUUCUCACAGAGUCCACAAAGUCUACCCCCCACCCCAAGAGAACCGGGUGGGGAAAGCUAGUGAUUAGUGAAGUGAAGUAUAUUUAGUGUAAAAUGGAAUUGAUAAGUGUAAAGUGGAAUUGUAAAGGAAACAAAAACGGAAUUAAUAUGAAAAUAUAAAAUAAAAAAAUAUUUACUUAAGUUCCAUUUUGAAUUAAUAUGUUCUUAUUUAUGGAAUAAAAUUUAUGUUUAUGGUAAUCGUUAGUGUUUAACGGAAUUGUAACUGGAUUUUAUUUUCUUAUUAGAUAACAUAUAAUUUGGUAAAUUAUUAUUUGAAUAUAUUGGAAAAUAAUUAAAUAUGUGACGGGAAUAGAUUGGAAGGUUUGAUAAAAAAAUUAAAAACUGUUAUAAGUAGAUAUGAAUAUAAGUGUAUUUUUUCUUAAAAUACUAUUUUUUUUGUAUAAUUUGGGAUUUAUUUUUAUCGUGGUUGAACCACUUAAAACGGAUUUUGUAAUGGAAUUGAACAUGUAGAACACUUAUUACAAUUAUAUUUCAUUUAAAAUUGCUGACAAUCUUAUGAAUACAUUGUAUUUAUUAUGGCUAGUAUUAAAUUGUUUUACAAAGAUCUGCUAUUUAAAAAAAUACGUGUGCUGUUUAACAAUUGACAAAGGAAAAUUUCAGAGCUGUCAGACGAAAACGAUUGGACCUUUAGUCAUCAUAAAGUCUAGAAUCUUCGUUAGAAAUAAAACGAUUUUGAAAAAUAAAAAUUAAAUAAUGGGUUAAAAUCUUAACCUUAAACGCAUUUAAAUCAUUCCAAUUUUGGAGGCAAGGCCGCCAUCUUAGACAUGUCAAAUUGGCACUCGGGUUGUCAAUGUCAAAUUGACGCGGGAUUUAUGAGCGUGCACAUAGUGUAUCGUUUGUGUGAUAAUUACUGAUAGAAUCUGAAAAUAAUCUGUUGAAAUCAUGUCAGUUUUCUCAUAAAACAUUUAUAAUAUGUGCAUGACUUUUGUAAAUAAAGUGUAUAAUACAUGUGUUUAAUUUUUAAAGUAUUACCUACGCUAAUAAUAGUAUGUGAAUUUUAAUAAUUCAUGUUAUGAUUGACUACACUGCGAUUUUUCCUUUUAUAUUUCUAAUUGAAAACUGUUUUAAGGCUUACGAUGUGCGAUAAUCCAAUGUAUUAUCCAUUUUAAUAAUAUAUUUUCGCGUCGUCUAAUAUAGACUUUACUCACUAUAGACUAAAGCACAUUUAUGCAUGAUGCAGCAUGUAAAUCAUUAUUGUUAUAAUGAAAAAAUCGCAGUCGUUAGUCAAAAUCUGAUCAGGUAACAUUGUAUUUUAAGAAAUAUUAAUUGUAAAUGUUAAAAUAACACGAUAAUAUCGUAUUAUUUUUAAUAUGGAGUAAAAUUUAUAGCAAUUAUAAUAUGUUUUGAAAUUACAAUGUUGCCGACAGAAUUUUAGCGAAAACCAAAAUAACUUUAAACUAUUACGUCCUGUAAGUCAAUGUAGUAUUUAAGCUUAUCGUCACAAUUAUAUAAUACAUAAUUAUAAUAACUAUUUCUCGUAAGUUACUUCUGUUUAAAAUUUUGAUCUGUGAAAUUAAUUUUGACACUAUACAGCGUACUCCAUAGUAUUUUUUUUCAAUUCUUUUGACAUCACUAUAUUUUUGCUCUCGCAAAUUAUAUAAUAUUUAUUUUGUAUUUCAAAUUAAAAAAAACAUAGUGGCGUGCUUUACACGGACACAGGUUAAAAUUUUGAUCACCCAUUUAAUUCAAUAAAAAACCUUUGAGAGAGAAGUCGAUAAUAAUUUCACAUAUUUCAAGUAGCAGAUGUAAGCAUUUUUGUUUUAGUUUAGAAAAACAUGAGUAUUACUAAAGUUUUUUUUAACUAAAAUGGAAAAUUUAAAGUACUAGACUUUCAAUAUUUUACUUAAAUUUUGUAAUGGAUGUAUAAUCUUACUGUUUAUUUCUAUUACGCCUUUCUUUAUUAAUCAAAGAAUCGUCGAUCAUGUCUUUUUAUUCUAUGUACCUAUUUUAUUUUUUAAUGUUUCAUCCAUUACAAAAUUAAAGAAAACACUUUUGAAACUUGGUUAUUCGGUUUCAAACUUUCUUAAAUUUAUAUGUCAGAUUAUGAGUAACCACAGAUUGUCAUUGAAUAGCCAGGUAAUCGAGUUUCCACUGUCAUUUUAUAUUUUAUCUGUAGUGUAGUUGUCACAAAAUGACAGUGUCUUACGACAAUUGCCGCGAAUUAAUGAAAUUGUACUUGUUUUUAUCUAUGCAAGUAAAAAUAAAACUUUUGGCGGAUAUAAACUUUAUAGUUUUAUUACUAAGCUUGUAUUAGAAAACGAUACUUUUUGGUCUGCGAGGAACCGUAAAAGAUUGUCCGCUUGUGAUGACGUUAGACGGGUUAUUCUAAAGGUCGUUUCUCGUAAGAAUGUAGAUAACUUUUUUAUUUAAUGUUCAAAAUUGUAUUGCCAUGAACGAAAAAGACUAAUGUGUAAUAUUAAUAUAGGAGUGAUAAUACAAUAUAAUUUCA